Messenger RNA from Penicillium malachiteum, 1290 nucleotides. RefSeq lists its product as uncharacterized. The transcript is spliced from 6 exons. Bases 1 to 1290 code for a protein of 429 amino acids. The record is from RefSeq and is a predicted model, not a curated record. Lineage: Eukaryota; Fungi; Ascomycota; Eurotiomycetes; Eurotiales; Aspergillaceae.
AUGACAGUACUGUCACAUCGGCAAUCAAUUUCAUAUUGCGACAGUCUUUGUAUCCAAACUUUUGGGUACAUUGCCGAGCUUGGUGCUGAGUCUUGUGAUCACGAGCUAACAGGAUGCACCUUCAUAUUUACCAUUCUAUUCUUCCUUUGGGGAUUUGGCUAUGGUCUAUUGGAUACCUUGAACUCGCAUUUCCAGGACGUCCUCAAUACCACCGCGGGUAGGUCUUCUGGAUUGCAGGCAUCCUACUUCGCUGCAUACUUUCUUUGUCCGUUAACGAUCUCCGGAUGGAUCUGUCGCAAGUAUGGAUUUCGAGUUGUUGGGGCCGGUCUAUCUACUUUGGAAACCGCUGCUGAUCCCGAGAUCCGAUUGAACUUGGGACAAGCCGUUCAGGGAGUUGGUACCUUUAUUGGCCCACUUUUGGCCUCCCGCGUCUUCUUUGCAAACACAGUGAACACUGAAGCUGGGUUGAAGAAUGUCCAAUGGACCUACCUCGCCAUUGCCUGCUUUGUUGUUCUCCUCAUCAUCCUCUUCUGGCUUGCACCUUUCCCAGAAAUUACUGAUGCCGACCAAGCAGCGUUGGAGAGCAUGAUUGCGGAUAGUCGUGCGGACCCUGGCUCAUUCAGGAAACAGUACACCCUGUUUCUUGGUGUAUGGAGUCAGUUCUGCUAUGUAGGAGCACAAGCAGCCGUUACUGGAUACUUUAUCAAUUUCUGUGAAGAGGCUGGUCGAAGCUCUUUGAAAAGUUCACAAGGUCUCUACGCAUUCAUGCGUUUUGUUUCCGGUGGUUUGAUGAUGUUAAAACCAUUUAAGCCACGUAUUAUGCUGCUUGUCUUCUUUAUUCUGUGUACCCUCUUCUCUAUUCUCGCUAUAGUGAACAAGGGCACAACCUCUAUCGUGAUGAUUACUCUCGUUUUGUGUUUUGAGUCGCUCUGCUUCGCAACGAUCUUCUCAUUGUCCCUCCGUGGUCUAGGUCAACAUACCAAGCUUGGUGGCUCACUACUGGUUGCUGCAAUCUCUGGUGGCAUGGUCUUUCCUCCUAUGAUGGGUGCCAUCGUUACUAACGUGAGCGCCCAUACAUCCAUGGUUAUUCCUAUGAUGGGUUACAUCCUCGCUCUAAGCUUCCCUAUAUAUGUCAAUCUUUAUAAGAGAGACGUCAUGGAUCUGCAUCGUGAUACCGAGGUGAACGUCACGAAAACACUGGGCAAAAAUAUUACCUUGGAAGAAGGCACUCAGAGCAAGCCCGCUACUGCGAACGUUGAGACGGUUGAGGGAGACAAAGCUGUCAACUGA